ACUGAGCAGCGGGAGUGCGCAAAGGCAGCAGGCAUGCACCUGGAGAGAAACCGCCCCGCCAAUCCGAGCGAGGGCACAGCCAGAGCCGCAGCAGAGGGCGGACUGAAGCUCUAACAGCGGGGAGAGAGCAGCAGCAGCCGCAGAGACCCGAGCGGAGACCCGAGCCGCAGCAUGGGCGAGGCUCAGCCCAACUGAAAACGAUGUAAAUCCACGGACGUAAAAAAAAAUGGGUGGGUUGGUGGGAACAUAAGUAGGAUCAGAGUUAUCCCUGUCAGGCUUGGUUUGGUGUUUCUGAAAUCCACCAGACUUUUUUCCCUUGCUAACCUCAACUAAAAGGAUGGAGAAAGGCGCGCAGGUUUCCAAAAGCGCUGAGAGUCCGGCGGAGGAUAUCUCCAAAAUCAGCGACGAGGAGCUGCUGAAGUGGGGCAAAGAGGAGCUGGUGCGGAAACUGCGGAGGGCAGAGGCGGGGAAGAGGAGCGCCAUCGUGGAGCACGGCAAUCUGAUGCGGGAGGUGAACCGGAGACUCCAGCAGCACCUGAACGAGAUCCGGAGUCUAAAGGACGUGAACCAGAAACUGCAGGAGGACAACCAGGAGCUGCGGGACCUGUGCUGCUUCCUGGACGACGACCGGCAGAAGGGAAAGCGUGUUUCGAGGGAGUGGCAGCGUCUGGGCCGCUACAGCGCUGGCCUGAUGAGGAAGGAGGUGGCCAUCUACCUGCAGAAGCUGAAGGAGCUGGAGCAGCGCCAGUUGGAAGUCAUCCGGGAAAACCUGGAGCUCAAGGAGGUGUGCCUCAUGCUGGAGGAGGAGAGGACUGCGGCAGUGGCUGGAGGAGUUGUGGGGGGGAAUGGAGGAACCGGGCGUAGGAGCUCCAUUGACAGUCAGAGCAGCUCGUCUCAAAUGGGUGGAGGUGCCCCAGCACCUGGCCUGCUGCGGGAUGUAGGCGAUGGAAGCAGCACCUCCAGCGCAGGGAGCACGGACAGCCCAGACAACCUCAAACCCCCCCUCCUUGGCUCCAACACCAGUCCUGGGUCAAGAUGCAUCUCUUCGGAACACCACCGGAAACCAGGAGAUGUGUGUGAAUCCACAGGAAGGAGGCACAGCUCCACCCCGGAGUACUACACAUUCCCCCAGUCGUGCCGCCCCCGAGGGGGAUCCCUCACAGACUUGGACCCUCGUGGCCUUCGGAGUCACAGCCAGGAGAAACACAGUAAGUCUCCCACCAGGAUACCAUGUGACUCCAACCCAAAACCCCACAGCUCUGACCUACUAGCCCACAAACAGCUAUCUAUGUCAGGGCAGGCAUCACCCGGCCGUGGGAAGAACACCGCCAAGUCAAGCCCAGAGCUGGGUCAGAGACACCGCUCAAGUCACAUGGGGGGGGCAUGCUGUGGAAGUCCGGAGGCCAUGCUUGCAGCGAUGGGGACCCCAGAGCACAUGAGGAAAGGGCGGGUGAUCGUGGGUAGUCCGGAGUCUAUACGGCACCACCAGCACUAUCAGCACAGCCCCGGGAUGGAGCACGGUAAGGGGAGGUUUAGCGAUGGAUCCCCAGGCAGGGAGCAGAGGAGAGCAGCGGGAGAGGAGAUGGCUCCCCACCACCAUAGUCUGUACAACGGUAGGCAAAGGGAAACAUGUGGAUACACUGGGGCCGGAGAAUGUGUACUGGCUAUAGUACCGGUAAAAGUCAAGUCCAGUCAAAGUGAGAAGGUUGUGGAGACGUAUGCCUUCAUGGACCCAGGAAGUACGGCAACUUUCUGCACUGAAUCACUGAAGACACAGCUGAACGUUCGAGGCAAGAAAACUACGAUCCUACUCCGAACUAUGGGUCAGGAGAAGCCAGCCCAAAGUUAUAUCUUGUCGGACCUGGAAGUGUGUGGACUUGAAGAAAGGAAGUACAUUGAACUCCCUAAGGUCUUUACAUGUAAAGAUAUACCGGUCAAGAAAGGAAACAUCCCCCUGCAGGAAGACCUAAAGAAGUGGCCAUAUCUGAAGGAGGUGAAAAUCCCAAAGAUAAAAGAAGAAGUCACCAUGCUUAUAGGAACCUACACCCCUAAAGCUUUGGAGCCACGGCAGGUGAUAAACAGCAUCAGAGACGGGCCCUAUGCAGUUAAGACUAGGGAUGGGUACCGAGCCCCGGUAUUAAAGGAGCCCCAGGGCUGA
This is a messenger RNA of Notothenia coriiceps (black rockcod), 2158 nucleotides long. RefSeq names its product coiled-coil domain-containing protein 85A-like. The coding region runs from base 338 to 2158 and encodes 606 amino acids. The record is from RefSeq and is a predicted model, not a curated record. The transcript has 3 exons. NCBI's taxonomy places the organism in Eukaryota, Metazoa, Chordata, Actinopteri, Perciformes, Nototheniidae.